Priapulus caudatus is the source of this 1758-nucleotide messenger RNA. Its product is annotated as cytochrome P450 10-like. The coding region runs from base 106 to 1317 and encodes 403 amino acids. Lineage: Eukaryota; Metazoa; Priapulida; Priapulimorpha; Priapulimorphida; Priapulidae. The record is from RefSeq and is a predicted model, not a curated record. The transcript is spliced from 9 exons. Gene Ontology annotation, molecular function: iron ion binding; heme binding; monooxygenase activity.
UAGGCUCAACAGAGCCGGAUAGCCGAAUACGGACCGAUCUACAAAGAGAACAUUGGCCACCAGGACUUCGUCGUAACGAGCAGUCUAGCCGAGUACUCGAAACUGAUGAGAAGCGAGGGGAAAUAUCCACGCAGAAUUCAGCUAGAACCGAUGGUCCACUUUAGGAAGUCCCGCGGGAUGUCGCUAGGCUUAGUCAACUCGCAAGGAGAAGAAUGGCAUAGAUUCCGCAGCCUACUAAGCAAGAAGAUGCUGCGCCCUAAAGAAAUAGAGCAAUACAAUCCGCAGAUCAACACGGUAUCGAAGGACCUGGUCGAGAGGCUGGGCGUUGUCAAAGCAGACAACAGCCACAUACAGGGCGUCGAGUUGGAGAUCUUCAAAUGGGCUUUAGAGUCGGUCGGGACGAUUCUGUUCGAAGAGCGCAUCGGGUGCUUCGACGAGGUGCCGUCUACCGAGGCGCGGGAGUUCAUCGGGCACGUGCUGGGCUAUUUCCGCACCAUGCAGUCGCUGCUGUUCGGGCCCCCACUCUACAAGAUUCGCCCCACGAAGGAAUGGCUCACCCACUGCGAGCACGGAGACAAGGUCUUUGAACUGGGCAAAGCGUUCGUUCAGAAGAGGGUAGAUGCUCUGAGCCGCUCGAGCGAGGCGCAGACGACGAGCAAGCAGUCUUCCCUGCUCACGCACAUGCUGGCGGCAUCGGAAUUAUCCAGAGAUGAGGUGGUGCACACACUGGUCGACUUGAUGCAAGGCGCUAUAGAAACGACGUCCAACACGGUACUAUGGACACUGUAUCAGCUGGCCACUCACCCGACUGCUCAGGAAAAGCUAUACAACGAAGUGAUGAACGUAGUGGGAGAACACGGUGACGUCACUACGGACGCACUCGCUAAAAAUGCCGUACGUCAAAGCCUGUCUGAGGAAACAUUCAGGAAAUUCCCCGUUACGUUCGCGACGAGUCGCAUUAUCCCGAGAGACAUCGAAAUGGGUGGCUACACGAUUCCCAAGGGCUCUCAUGUUCAGGCCAGCCUCUACUCAAUGGGCCGUGACCCUAAACUGUUCAAUGACCCGGAAACGUACAACCCAGACCGAUGGCUUGGUAUGCACAACGAUGAAGUCAGCAAGCUACCCAGCCUCGCAUUUGGCCAUGGAGCGCGCAUGUGCAUCGGGCGUCGUAUUGCCGAACAAGAAAUCUACACGGGCAUCAGUCAGAUCGUGCGCAAGUACAAGCUAGAGUAUGAUGGGCCAGAGGUGAAACCGACCCUACAGUUGGUGAUGACACCAGACAAACCGAUUGUGAUGAAGUUCGUGCCGCGACGCUGACCACGUGGCGCCAUCUCGCGACAACCAGACGCAUCUCGCGCCGAUACGCGUGCGUGUGUGUAUAAUAUAGCAUCAUCGUUCAUCAUCUCAGACAAUCGUCCAUUUCGAAUGCGCUGGGGUUCUCGGGUGCAUGUGUGCAUGCUUUCUUUCCGUGCGAUAUAGCUGACCUGCAACCCGACGAUGGAAGCUGGGAGUUAGGGGGAGUAUUGUAGGCUGAAGUACGUCAUGCUGGCGUGACCUCACUGCCGAGAUCGACGCAUCAUUAAUGACGUCAUAGCAACACAAUCGUGACGCGCUAUCGCGGCGUGCUUUUGUCACGAGGGCGAAUGCUCAUGGCAUAUAGACAGCUGAGCCAUGCCGCCAGGGCAGAGAGAGAGAGAGAGACAGAGCGAAAGAGACAGAGCGAGAGAGAGAGAGAGAGAGAGAGAGAGAGAGAGAGAG